AUGGACAUUAGUGGUGUGCAUCGCGCAGACUGGGAGCGACGAAGAAAAAUACGACUAGCGCAGGUUAGGGACCAAUCUAAAACAUUAGCUAAGACAAUACGUGAUCGUGUCCACGGGGCUGUUGCAAUUCAGUUGGAUCAACGAGAGACGGCGAGAAAUAUAACAGAACAUAAAUUUAAAUCCCUGGCUGUAAACAAGUUGAAAAGUGAUUUUAAUUACUUGAUACAAGAUGUUGGCAACGGUUACUCAGUUGCAUCAGUUCAACAGGAUCCAAAUAUAGUAUUGGCCGAGAAGCGAUUGAUAGACCGUUGUAAAGCUAUAUCAAGAGGUGCUGAAGCAGAUAAACGGCGACAACGGAUUGAAGAAGAACAGCGGAUGGACAAAGAAAUGAGAGAUAGAAGAACACAUUUCAAUAAGACAGUUGAAAAAAUACGGUCAACACUAAUAACAAGUGUUCAAAAUGUUGACGAUGAUAAUACUCACAGACGUAAUAUAAAAGAACACAAUGAAUGUUUCUUUAUUCCAAGUCAAGUAACUUUGAAUGAAUCAAAUAUCAUAAAUCGGAAUUUUAAUAAAAAAUUUUCAAAACCUUGGUCAGUAGUUAUUAGUUCCAAAGAAAAUCAAAAGGAGAAAUUACAACAAUUAACCACACAUGAUGAAAAUAAAGAAAAUGUAUCUACAUUUUCAAAGUUGGAAACAGAUUUGAAAACCUAUGAAACAUUAGUUUUAGAAUUAAAUAAAUUAUGUGCUGAAGAACAAAACAUUAGCAAAAAAUUAUUUCCCGAUAACUUAAAAGAAAUUCCUAUGGCAUGUCAAAAUAAUGAACCAUCCGAAUCUAAAGGAAAAAAGCAAACAAAAGAAAUUACUAGAAAAAAACACAAUACAUCAAAUGAAAGAACUAAGCUUAAUGAAACUAAAAAACAGAUAACUGAAAUUAGACUUGAUGAGUCAAAUGCGUCUACAUCUAUAUGUAUAUCGUCAUCCACAUCAACCAGUAUUAAUUAUGAACAACCUCCAAAGAAAACUAUUCAUUUUGAAAAAGAAUGCAAAAAAAAGAACCUAACCAGUACUAAAUAUGAGCAACCUUCAAAGAAAACUAUUCAUUUUGAGAAAGAGAGCAAAAAAAAGAUUAUACAACCAAGCACCAAGUUAAAUUAUAAAGAAAAAUUUGCUUCUGGAAAACCUUUACAAAAUAUAAACAAUAUAGUGCAAAGAAUUAAAAACAAAAAACAACUGCUUGUAAAAGAGAUAUCCGCUGGUACUAGUGGAAAUACAGGUGCUAAUAUCAAACAAUUAAAGACAGUUCCUUCAAUUCCUAAAAUUUUACCUAUACCUAAAAACUGUUGUACUGGUAACAGUUUACGAGAGGAAAUUCCAGUAAAUUAUGCUAAACUUCCAGAUUCAUUUUACAAUGGUCAACUUGAUACAUUAAAAAAACAGAUAUCAAAAAAACAAUUGAAAGUUCUUGAUUCCAAAAAUAAUAAGUCAAUAAAUGAAGAUCUAAUGGCACACAUAAAUACAUUAUUAAAAAUGUCACCUUCAGACGUGGAUAACUUAUCAACUUCAUCUUGUUCAAGCGUUAAAUUUGAUGAAAGUGUUUUACAGCAUUCAAAAAAAGAUACUCAAUAUUACUGCAAAAUGUUGAACUGUAUAUCAAAAUGCUUAAAUGCAGAUAUUUCUGACAUAAAUCAAGACACAGUGUUUGAUUCUCCCAAAAACAUAAACUUAUUAAAUAAACUUCAACAAUUAACAAAUUAUUAUUUAGAAAAAACUCAUGAAAUGAAAAAUAUCUGUGAUGAAACUCCUCAAGUUCUUAAUGAUGAAUGUCAUAAGACUAAUUCUAAUACUAAUAAAGAGAAGAGUUCUAUCAAUGUAUCUUCAGACUCAUCAGUUGAUGGAGAAUAUAUAUUAGGAAAUUUAAAUAAAUUAUUACAGGAAAAAGGAAUUAUUAAUUCUGACAAAGAAUGGCCAAUGUUCAAACAUAUUGAUGAUGAUGAUGAUAGAAGUUUAACUGAUCAACUUCUUGAUAUAUAUCCAUGUAGUUCAUAUGAUAGAUGA
This is a messenger RNA of Macrosiphum euphorbiae (potato aphid), 2058 nucleotides long. NCBI's taxonomy places the organism in Eukaryota, Metazoa, Arthropoda, Insecta, Hemiptera, Aphididae. The record is from the annotation of a GenBank genome assembly.